AAAGUUAGCCAUGGAAAUAUUAAAGUUUUUAAUUUUCUUGUUGUGGAUGCGUGAUUCCAGAGCAGGACAGUUACUGUACAGUGCACAGAAUGAGCAGACAGAAGAUGCCGUAGUGGUGACUUCAUGUGACUUUAACCAAGACAGUGACCCAUUCUGCGAUUUCAUCCAGGAUAACACAGACAACAGUGACUGGACCCGGCACAGUGGUCCAACUCCCACACCUGGCACUGGUCCCAGUGGGGACUACCCUGAUGGAGAGGGAUACUACAUCUAUCACGAGGGUGACAAUGUGUCUAAUAGACAGAAAGCUCGCUUGCUGAGCCCUCCCAUCACCUCAUCAGCCUCACAGAUCUGUGUUCAGUUCAAAUACUACAUGUAUGGGAUUGACAAUGCAAAUAAUUUGACAAUUCUGGCAAAAAUACCUGGUAGUGAGGCAGAGGUGUGGAAGAGGACUGGUAUCCAGAGUCCAACCUGGUUGACUGGCUCUGUUACCGUAUCGAAAUCGAGCAGCCAGAGCAUUACCAUCGUCUUUGAGGCUCAGAGAGGCUUCUCUUCUUCCUGUGAUUCAGCUUUGGACAACAUCGUCAUCACUGAAGGAGCAUGUCCCUCCUGUAUUUUUGGCUGUGAUUUUGACACUAUCGAUGACCUCUGUGGAUGGACGACUCAAAUUGAGGAUCCCGAUAUGUUUGGCUUCAGUCAGUGGACAGGAGCAACUGAGACUGAAGGCACUGGACCUGAUGAUGACUUUUCAAAACCUGGUUUUGGACACUACCUGUUGUUGGAUUCUUUCGACGCUAUACCUGGAGCCAGUGCUCACAUCACAAGUCCUUUAACAACUCCCUCCUCCUCUGGAUGUCUCGAGCUUACCUUCCACUACUACCUGUAUGGCACUAGUACUACUAUGCAGAUCAGUGUCCACACGAUCACCACAGAUGAAACCCUCGGACCUGCUCUCUUCACUGUAACGGGGAACCAGGGACAAGGCUGGAAGCCGGCAAGCGUCCGCUAUCUGGGAAGUAGUGCUAUUAAGUUUGCGAUUGUGUGUACCUAUGGAGAAACGCCUAAGACAGAUAUUGCUAUCGAUGCUGUUUGUAUCAUGACCUGCACAGGUCAGCCUGUUACACCCAAACCACCAACUCCUGCUUCAACUACACCCAAAACAACUACACCUAACCCACCAACUCCUGAACAAACUACACCCAAAACAACUACACCCAAACCACCAACUCCUGAACAAACUACACCCAAAACAACUACACCUAACCCACCAACUCCUGCUUCAACUACACCCAAAACAACUACACCUAACCCACCAACUCCUGAACAAACUACACCCAAAACAACUACACCUAACCCACCAACUCCUGAACAAACUACACCCAAAACAACUACACCCAAACCACCGACUCCUGAACAAACUACACCUAAACCACCAAACCCCUGUCCUCCUAACGCAGAGUAUAUAGAGUGCGGUCCAGCUUGUAUACCCACCUGUAUGGAACCCUCCACCAAUUGCUCCGGCUCCUGUAUCAGCGCCUGCUUCUGCAAACCAGGCUUUGUUUUUAAGGGACGGCGUUGUGUACCACUGGAGAGUUGUGGCUGUUUAGACGAUGAGAAUAACUAUUAUGAGCCUGGUGAGAUUGUAUUUGGAGACGGCUGCACAAAGCUGUGUCGCUGUGCAGGGAACUACACUUUGGAAUGUGUUGAUAACUCCUGUGACCCCACUGAAGAGUGUCGAGAGGUUAAUGGUGUUGCAGGCUGUUAUCCCAAAGGUACAUCCACGUGCAUAGCAUCUGGCGAUCCACACUACACCAGCUUUGACAAACGCAAAUAUGACUUCAUGGGCAACUGCAGCUAUCUGAUGUCUAGUCCAUGCAAUGACACAACUGUGCCCUACUUUGAGGUCCAUACUGACAAUGAAAACCGGUAUAACAGGCCGACCAUCUCCUAUGUGAAGGCCGUACAUGUAUACGCACAGAUGGUAAAGAUCUCCAUUCUCAAAGGUGGCACUGUGCAGGUUAAUGGGACCAAUGUCAAUCUGCCACUCUCGCCGGCCCCUGGUAUUUCUGUGUUCAAGUCAGGAAAACACUACACCGUCUCCAUGAACUUUGGUGUGACGGUUCGCUAUGAUGGAAACACCUUCAUGGACAUCAAAGUGAUCAAAGACUAUCAGAACAAGCUGUGUGGCCUGUGUGGCAACUAUGAUGGAGAUACUAAAGAUGACUUCCGCAAACCAGAUGGAAGCUUAGCUGAAAAUGCCAAUGACUUUGGACACAGUUGGAACAUGAAUCCAGAAUGUAAUAAGAAACCCAACACUACCAUCCCUGGGUGCAAUGAAGAAGAACAGGAACUGUAUGAAAGCUCUGGAUAUUGUGGCAUUCUGCUGGACAAAAAUGGACCUUUUGCUGUGUGCCAUCGCAAAGUCAACCCCAAUAAUUACUUCAGGGACUGUGUCUUUGACUUGUGUGAGCUGGAUGGAGCCAAGCCCAUUUUGUGUGAAGCCAUUGAAGCCUAUGUCAAUGAAUGCCAAGAUCGUGGGGUCAACCUUGGACCAUGGAGGAAUGAAACCUUCUGCCCACUGAACUGCCCCCCAAACAGCCACUACGAACCCUGUGCAGAUCCUUGUCAGGAAACAUGCUUUGGAAAACCCCCCUCCUGCUCUGGUCCCUGCUCUGAGUCCUGUGUGUGUGAUCCCAGCUAUGUCCUGAGUGCUGGCAAGUGCGUUAAGGAGAACAUGUGUGGCUGCAACCACACGAACGGCCAGUAUUAUGAGCCCGGAGAGGAGUUUUUUGAGGAAGACUGCAAGCGAAAAUGUUGGUGUGGUGCAGCUGGAAUUACCUGUGAAGCCUCUGAAUGCCCCCCAAUGCAUGAAUGUAAACUUCAGGAUGGAGAGCUGGGCUGCUAUCCUACAAGCUUCCAGGAUUGUGUAGUUUCUGGGGAUCCACACUACAACACCUUUGACAAGAAGUACUACACCUUCAUGGGAACCUGUACUUACACACUGGCCAGAACCUGUAGGAACAGCACAGGCCCUUGGUUCUCUGUGGAGGCAAAGAAUGAAGAGAGAGGAGUUGCAGGAGUGUCAUACCUGAGGAAGCUAUAUGUGACAGUGGAUGGAAUUACUGUGACCCUGAUGAAGAGCAGUACGACACUGGUGAACGGAGUACGGGUGGCUCUGCCCCACUCCCCCUCUCCUCUCAUGUCUAUUAGUCUUGCUGGUCAGUUCAUCACCCUUCAAACAUCCUUUGGCCUGAGGGUGCGUUGGGAUGGAAACCAUUAUGCCCAGAUCUCAGUCCCCAGCUCCUACUAUGACCAAAUGUGUGGCCUCUGUGGUGACUAUGAUGGGAACCCAGACAAUGACUUCACUAAACCAGAUGGCACUGUGGCAGUAAAUAUCAAUGACUUUGGGAACAGCUGGCAGACCGAAGAGGAUGAAGAUGACUCAUGUACCCCAGGAACAAAGCCUGAUCCAGACUGUGACCCCAACUUGGAAACUGAAGUUGUAAAACCAGAGAAAUGUGGUAAAAUUACAGAUCCUACUGGACCCUUCCGGGAGUGUAUCAGUGUAGUUAAUCCCACUCCAUUCUUCCAAAGCUGUGUGUUUGACAUGUGUCAGUUCAAUGGCCAGCAGCACGUGCUGUGUGACCAGCUCCAGGCCUACACUGACGCAUGUCAUAGUGCUGGAGCCAAAGUCUACCCAUGGAGGACUCCAGACUUCUGCCCUCUGACCUGUCCUCCCAACAGCUCCUACUCCCUUUGUGUGAGUUCAUGUCCUGAGACAUGUCUUGGUGUGGUGGGACCACCUGGCUGUGAGGAAGUGUGUGUGGAGGGUUGUGAGUGUAACCCUGGCUUCAUUCUCAGUGAUGACAAAUGUGUGGAACUGAGAGACUGUGGUUGUGUGGACCCCAGUGGAACCUAUCACCCUGUGGGCGAUGACUGGUACUUGGAGGGUUGUGAACAAAAGUGUACGUGUCACAGUGGAGGUCUGCUACAGUGUCAUAACACCAGCUGUAACCCAAGUACUGAGAGCUGCCAACUACAAGAUGGAGAAUAUGAAUGCCACCCUCUGGACCUGUGUCCUCCUAACGCAGAGUAUAUAGAGUGCGGUCCAGCUUGCAUUCCUACAUGUAUGGAACCCUCUACCAACUGUUCUGGCUCCUGCAUCACUGGGUGUUUCUGCAAACCAGGCUUUGUCUUCAAAGGACGGCACUGCGUGCCAUUGGACAAAUGUGGUUGUUUAGAUGACAACAAUAACUAUUAUGAGCCUGGUGAGAUUGUAUUUGGAGACGGCUGCACAAAGCUGUGUCGCUGUGCAGGGAACUACACUUUGGAAUGUGUUGAUAACUCCUGUGACCCCACUGAAGAGUGUCGAGAGGUUAAUGGUGUUGCAGGCUGUUAUCCUAAAGGUACAUCCACGUGCAUAGCAUCUGGCGAUCCACACUACACCAGCUUUGACAAACGCAAAUAUGACUUCAUGGGCAACUGCAGCUAUCUGAUGUCUAGUCCAUGCAAUGACACAACUGUGCCCUACUUUGAGGUCCAUACUGACAAUGAAAACCGGUAUAACAGGCCGACCAUCUCCUAUGUGAAGGCCGUACAUGUAUACGCACAGAUGGUAAAGAUCUCCAUUCUCAAAGGUGGCACUGUGCAGGUUAAUGGGACCAAUGUCAAUCUGCCACUGGCCCCGGCCCCUGGUAUUUCUGUGUUCAAGUCAGGAAAACACUACACUGUCUCCAUGAACUUUGGUGUGACGGUUCGCUAUGAUGGAAACACCUUCAUGGACAUUAAAGUGAUCAAAGACUAUCAGAACAAGCUUUGUGGCCUGUGUGGCAACUAUGAUGGAGAUACUAAAGAUGACUUCCGCAAACCAGAUGGAAGCUUAGCUGAAAAUGCCAAUGACUUUGGACACAGUUGGAACAUGAAUCCAGAAUGUAAUAAGAAACCCAACACUACCAUCCCUGGGUGCAAUGAAGAAGAACAGGAACUGUAUGAAAGCUCUGGAUAUUGUGGCAUUCUGCUGGACAAAAAUGGACCUUUUGCUGUGUGCCAUCGCAAAGUCAACCCCAAUAAUUACUUCAGGGACUGUGUCUUUGACUUGUGUGAGCUGGAUGGAACCAAGCCCAUUUUGUGUGAAGCCAUUGAAGCCUAUGUCAAUGAAUGCCAAGAUCGUGGGGUCAACCUUGGACCAUGGAGGAAUGAAACCUUCUGCUCACCGAACUGCCCCCCAAACAGCCACUACGAACCCUGUGCAGAUCCUUGUCAGGAAACAUGCUUUGGAAAACCCCCCUCCUGCUCUGGUCCCUGCUCUGAGUCCUGUGUGUGUGAUCCCAGCUACGUCCUGAGUGCUGGCAAGUGCGUUAAGGAGAACAUGUGUGGCUGCAACCACACGAACGGCCAGUAUUAUGAGCCCGGAGAGGAGUUUUUUGAGGAAGACUGCAAGCGAAAAUGUUGGUGUGGUGCAGCUGGAAUUACCUGUGAAGCCUCUGAAUGCCCCCCAAUGCAUGAAUGUAAACUUCAGGAUGGAGAGCUGGGCUGCUAUCCUACAAGCUUCCAGGAUUGUGUAGUUUCUGGGGAUCCACACUACAACACCUUUGACAAGAAGUACUACACCUUCAUGGGAACCUGUACUUACACACUGGCCAGAACCUGUAGGAACAGCACAGGCCCUUGGUUCUCUGUGGAGGCAAAGAAUGAAGAGAGAGGAGUUGCAGGAGUGUCAUACCUGAGGAAGCUAUAUGUGACAGUGGAUGGAAUUACUGUGACCCUGAUGAAGAGCAGUAGAACACUGGUGAACGGAGUACGGGUGGCUCUGCCCCACUCCCCCUCUCCUCUCAUGUCUAUUAGUCUUGCUGGUCAGUUCAUCACCCUUCAAACAUCCUUUGGCCUGAGAGUGCGUUGGGAUGGAAACCAUUAUGCCCAGAUCUCAGUUCCCAGCUCCUACUAUGACCAAAUGUGUGGCCUUUGUGGUGACUAUGAUGGGAACCCAGACAAUGACUUCACUAAACCAGAUGGCACUGUGGCAGUAAAUAUCAAUGACUUUGGGAACAGCUGGCAGACCGAAGAGGAUGAAGAUGACUCAUGUACCCCAGGAACAAAGCCUGAUCCAGACUGUGACCCCAACUUGGAAACUGAAGUUGUAAAACCAGAGAAAUGUGGUAAAAUUACAGAUCCUACUGGACCCUUCCGGGAGUGUAUCAGUGUAGUUAAUCCCACUCCAUUCUUCCAAAGCUGUGUGUUUGACAUGUGUCAGUUCAAUGGCCAGCAGCACGUGCUGUGUGACCAGCUCCAGGCCUACACUGACGCAUGUCAUAGUGCUGGAGCCAAAGUCUACCAAUGGAGGACUCCAGACUUCUGCCCUCUGACCUGUCCUCCCAACAGCUCCUACUCCCUUUGUGUGAGUUCAUGUCCUGAGACAUGUCUUGGUGUGGUGGGACCACCUGGCUGUGAGGAAGUGUGUGUGGAGGGUUGUGAGUGUAACCCUGGCUUCAUUCUCAGUGAUGACAAAUGUGUGGAACUGAGAGACUGUGGUUGUGUGGACCCCAGUGGAACCUAUCACCCUGUGGGCGAUGACUGGUACUUGGAGGGUUGUGAACAAAAGUGUACGUGCCACAGUGGAGGUCUGCUACAGUGUCAUAACACCAGCUGUAACCCAAGUACUGAGAGCUGCAAACUACAAGAUGGAGAAUAUGAAUGCCACCCUCUGGACCUGUGUCCACCUAACGCAGAGUAUAUAGAGUGCGGUCCGGCUUGCAUUCCUACAUGUAUGGAACCCUCUACCAACUGUUCUGGCUCCUGCAUCACUGGGUGUUUCUGCAAACCAGGCUUUGUCUUCAAAGGACGGCACUGCGUGCCAUUGGACAAAUGUGGUUGUUUAGAUGACAACAAUAACUAUUAUGAGCCUGGUGAGAUUGUAUUUGGAGACGGCUGCACAAAGCUGUGUCGCUGUGCAGGGAACUACACUUUGGAAUGUGUUGAUAACUCCUGUGACCCCACUGAAGAGUGUCGAGAGGUUAAUGGUGUUGCAGGCUGCUAUCCUAAAGGUACAUCCACGUGCGUCGCAUCUGCCGAUCCACACUACACCAGCUUUGACAAACGCAAAUAUGACUUCAUGGGCAACUGCAGCUAUCUGAUGUCUAGUCCAUGCAAUGACACAACUGUGCCCUACUUUGAGGUCCAUACUGACAAUGAAAACCGGUAUAACAGGCCGACCAUCUCCUAUGUGAAGGCCGUACAUGUAUACGCACAGAUGGUAAAGAUCUCCAUUCUCAAAGGUGGCACUGUGCAGGUUAAUGGGACCAAUGUCAAUCUGCCACUGGCCCCGGCCCCUGGUAUUUCUGUGUUCAAGUCAGGAAAACACUACACUGUCUCCAUGAACUUUGGUGUGACGGUUCGCUAUGAUGGAAACACCUUCAUGGACAUCAAAGUGAUCAAAGACUAUCAGAACAAGCUGUGUGGCCUGUGUGGCAACUAUGAUGGAGAUACUAAAGAUGACUUCCGCAAACCAGAUGGAAGCUUAGCUGAAAAUGCCAAUGACUUUGGACACAGUUGGAACAUGAAUCCAGAAUGUAAUAAGAAGCCCAACACUACCAUCCCUGGGUGCAAUGAAGAAGAACAGGAACUGUAUGAAAGCUCUGGAUAUUGUGGCAUUCUGCUGGACAAAAAUGGACCUUUUGCUGUGUGCCAUCGCAAAGUCAACCCCAAUAAUUACUUCAGGGACUGUGUCUUUGACUUGUGUGAGCUGGAUGGAGCCAAGCCCAUUUUGUGUGAAGCCAUUGAAGCCUAUGUCAAUGAAUGCCAAGAUCGUGGGGUCAACCUUGGACCAUGGAGGAAUGAAACCUUCUGCCCACUGAACUGCCCCCCAAACAGCCACUACGAACCCUGUGCAGAUCCUUGUCAGGAAACAUGCUUUGGAAAACCCCCCUCCUGCUCUGGUCCCUGCUCUGAGUCCUGUGUGUGUGAUCCCAGCUACGUCCUGAGUGCUGGCAAGUGCGUUAAGGAGAACAUGUGUGGCUGCAACCACACGAACGGCCAGUAUUAUGAGCCCGGAGAGGAGUUUUUUGAGGAAGACUGCAAGCGAAAAUGUUGGUGUGGUGCAGCUGGAAUUACCUGUGAAGCCUCUGAAUGCCCCCCAAUGCAUGAAUGUAAACUUCAGGAUGGAGAGCUGGGCUGCUAUCCUACAAGCUUCCAGGAUUGUGUAGUUUCUGGGGAUCCACACUACAACACCUUUGACAAGAAGUACUACACCUUCAUGGGAACCUGUACUUACACACUGGCCAGAACCUGUAGGAACAGCACAGGCCCUUGGUUCUCUGUGGAGGCAAAGAAUGAAGAGAGAGGAGUUGCAGGAGUGUCAUACCUGAGGAAGCUAUAUGUGACAGUGGAUGGAAUUACUGUGACCCUGAUGAAGACAAGUACGACACUGGUGAACGGAGUACGGGUGGCUCUGCCCCACUCCCCCUCUCCUCUCAUGUCUAUUAGUCUUGCUGGUCAGUUCAUCACCCUUCAAACAUCCUUUGGCCUGAGGGUGCGUUGGGAUGGAAACCAUUAUGCCCAGAUCUCAGUUCCCAGCUCCUACUAUGACCAAAUGUGUGGCCUUUGUGGUGACUAUGAUGGGAACCCAGACAAUGACUUCACCAAACCAGAUGGCACUGUGGCAGGAAAUAGUAAUGACUUUGGGAACAGCUGGCAGACUGAAGAGGAUGAAGAUGACUCAUGUACCCCGGGAACAAAGCCUGAUCCAGACUGUGACCCCAACUUGGAAGCUGAAGUUGUAAAACCAGAGAAAUGUGGUAAAAUUACAGACCAUACUGGACCCUUCCGGGAGUGCAUCAGUGUAGUUAAUCCCACUCCAUUCUUCCAAAGCUGUGUGUUUGACAUGUGUCAGUUCAAUGGCCAGCAGCACGUGCUGUGUGACCAGCUCCAGGCCUACACUGACGCAUGUCAUAGUGCUGGAGCCAAAGUCUACCCAUGGAGGACUCCAGACUUCUGCUCUCUCACCUGUCCUCCCAACAGCUCCUACUCCCUUUGUGUGAGUUCAUGUCCUGAGACAUGUCUUGGUGUGGUGGGACCACCUGGCUGUGAGGAAGUGUGUGUGGAGGGUUGUGAGUGUAACCCUGGCUUCAUUCUCAGUGAUGACAAAUGUGUGGAACUGAGAGACUGUGGUUGUGUGGACCCCAGUGGAACCUAUCACCCUGUGGGCGAUGACUGGUACUUGGAGGGUUGUGAACAAAAGUGUACGUGCCACAGUGGAGGUCUGCUACAGUGUCAUAACACCAGCUGUAACCCAACUACUGAGAGCUGCAAACUACAAGAUGGAGAAUAUGAAUGCCACCCUCUGGACCUGUGUCCACCUAACGCAGAGUAUAUAGAGUGCGGUCCAGCUUGCAUUCCUACAUGUAUGGAACCCUCUACCAACUGUUCUGGCUCCUGCAUCACUGGGUGUUUCUGCAAACCAGGCUUUGUCUUCAAAGGACGGCACUGCGUGCCAUUGGACAAAUGUGGUUGUUUAGAUGACAACAAUAACUAUUAUGAGCCUGGUGAGAUUGUAUUUGGAGACGGCUGCACAAAGUUGUGUCGCUGUGCAGGGAACUACACUUUGGAAUGUGUUGAUAACUCCUGUGACCCCACUGAAGAGUGUCGAGAGGUUAAUGGUGUUGCAGGCUGCUAUCCUAAAGGUACAUCCACGUGCGUCGCAUCUGGUGAUCCACACUACACCAGCUUUGACAAACGCAAAUAUGACUUCAUGGGCAACUGCAGCUAUCUGAUGUCUAGUCCAUGCAAUGACACAACUGUGCCCUACUUUGAGGUCCAUACUGACAAUGAUAACCGGUAUAACAGGCCGACCAUCUCCUAUGUGAAGGCCGUACAUGUAUACGCACAGAUGGUAAAGAUCUCCAUUCUCAAAGGUGGCACUGUGCAGGUUAAUGGGACCAAUGUCAAUCUGCCACUGUCCCCGGCCCCUGGUAUUUCUGUGUUCAAGUCAGGAAAACACUACACUGUCUCCAUGAACUUUGGUGUGACGGUUCGCUAUGAUGGAAACACCUUCAUGGACAUCAAAGUGAUCGAAGACUAUCAGAACAAGCUGUGUGGCCUGUGUGGCAACUAUGAUGGAGAUACUAAAGAUGACUUCCGCAAACCAGAUGGAAGCUUAGCUGAAAAUGCCAAUGACUUUGGACACAGUUGGAACAUGAAUCCAGAAUGCAAUAAGAAACCCAACACUACCAUCCCUGGGUGCAAUAAAGAAGAACAGGAACUGUAUGAAAGCUCUGGAUAUUGUGGCAUUCUGCUGGACAAAAAUGGACCUUUUGCUGUGUGCCAUCGCAAAGUCAACCCCAAUAAUUACUUCAGGGACUGUGUCUUUGACUUGUGUGAGCUGGAUGGAGCCAAGCCCAUUUUGUGUGAAGCCAUUGAAGCCUAUGUCAAUGAAUGCCAAGAUCGUGGGGUCAACCUUGGACCAUGGAGGAAUGAAACCUUCUGCCCACUGAACUGCCCCCCAAACAGCCACUACGAACCCUGUGCAGAUCCUUGUCAGGAAACAUGCUUUGGAAAACCCCCUCCUGCUCUGGUCCCUGCUCUGAGUCCUCCUGGAGAGGAGUUUUUUGAGGAAGACUGCAAGCGAAAUGUUGGUGUGGUGCAGCUGGAAUUACCUGUGAAGCCUCUGAAUGCCCCCCAAUGCAUGAAUGUAAACUUCAGGAUGGAGAGCUGGGCUGCUAUCCUACGAGUAUGCUUCCAGGAUUGUGUAGUUUCUGGGGAUCCACACUACAACACCUUUGACAAGAAGUACUACACCUUCAUGGGAACCUGUACUUACACACUGGCCAGAACCUGUAGGAACAGCACAGGCCCUUGGUUCUCUGUGGAGGCAAAGAAUGAAGAGAGAGGAGUUGCAGGAGUGUCAUACCUGAGGAAGCUAUAUGUGACAGUGGAUGGAAUUACUGUGACCCUGAUGAAGAGCAGUACAACACUGGUCAGUGUAUGA
Molecule: messenger RNA, 10978 nt
Organism: Oreochromis niloticus (Nile tilapia)
Lineage: Eukaryota; Metazoa; Chordata; Actinopteri; Cichliformes; Cichlidae
Product: IgGFc-binding protein-like
Exons: 72
Coding region: 11-10978 (3655 amino acids)
Cellular component (GO): extracellular matrix; membrane
Molecular function (GO): protein binding
Source: RefSeq, a predicted model, not a curated record